AGAAAAUUCGCACACGUAGACGUAGUGCAGAGGAUCCAACUCUCUGUUCAUGUCUCUUCGAUCCCACCAACGUUUGGCGGUGGUGGAGAGGGUUUAACUGGUUUAUCUACCUACCUCAUUUCAUUUUGUCCUAUUUCCGCUUUAUCCAAACACCAUUCCCAUUUUUAUGCCUUUUCGCUGUAUUUCUCGAAUCAGUUCAAUUCCUACCCUGAAGGUUCAGAAAAACGUAGCCUCCACGAAUGGCUUCGACACACCUGUAUUACCCUUCACUGACUCUUGCCCGUUUGCGAUAUCACAGUGGUCUGCGCUCUGUGAAUCCGGUCAAAGCAAAUUGCUACACAUCAGGUUUGAUCUCAAUUGGUCUCACUAGAAAAUUGUGCUUUAGUUUCAAGUGUGAUGGUAGAGCUAGAGCUGCACUGGUAUUUGGAGAGGGUGAUCCUAGACCCAAUAUAAAUGCAGGACAAAGAUUCUUUAUUAAUGAACGGGCAGACCCACUGACUGGGAUUGAGAGACAACCUGAUGCAAUAGCUUUUGGAACACAUGCAGCAGAAAUAACUCCACCUACUGGCUUUUCUAACUCUGACGAUGAAUUUGACUUGGAUCAUCCUACGGAAGGGUUCUCUUCCAUCAUGGAGGCCAUUGGAGACAUUCGCCAAGGCAAGAUGGUAAUUGUUGUAGAUGAUGAAGACAGAGAAAAUGAGGGGGAUUUAAUAAUGGCAGCAUCAUUGGUGACCCCGGAAGAUAUGGCCUUUAUUGUAAGGUAUGGAACUGGAAUAGUGUGCGUGAGCAUGAGAGGAGAAGACUUAGAGAGAUUGCAACUUCCAUUGAUGGUAUUGCAGAAGGAGAAUGAGGAGAAACUUUGUACGGCGUUCACAGUCUCAGUGGAUGCAAAGUAUGGUACAACAACAGGGGUCUCAGCUCGUGACAGGGCACAGACAAUAUUGGCUCUUGCAUCUAGAGAUUCAAAACCAGGGGAUUUUAACCGCCCAGGUCAUAUUUUUCCUCUGAAGUACAGGGAAGGAGGAGUCUUAAAAAGAGCUGGACAUACGGAAGCUUCUGUAGAUCUUGCUGUAUUGGCCGGCUUUGACCCUGUUGCAGUUCUAUGCGAGAUUGUGGAUGAUGAUGGUUCCAUGGCUAGAUUACCAAAGCUCCGUCAAUUUGCACAGGCGGAGAACUUGAAGAUAAUCUCUAUUGCUGAUUUGAUCAGGUAUAGAAGGAAAAGAGAUAAACUAGUAGAGAAAGCUUCUGCUGCACCAAUACCAACAAUGUGGGGUCCUUUCAAUGCAUACUGCUAUAAAUCUGUAUUGGAUGGGAUGGAGCAUAUUGCUAUGGUCAAAGGGGAAAUAGGAGAUGGCCAAGAUAUUCUUGUAAGGGUACAUUCGGAGUGCCUCACUGGUGACAUAUUUGGGUCAGCUAGAUGUGACUGUGGUAAUCAGCUGGCACUUGCAAUGCAGCAAAUUGAGGCCGCUGGCAGGGGUGUGUUGGUAUAUCUCCGUGGACACGAGGGAAGGGGAAUUGGUUUGGGUCACAAGCUUCGUGCUUACAACCUGCAAGAUGAUGGACGUGACACAGUUGAAGCCAAUGAGGAGCUGGGAUUACCUGUUGAUUCCCGAGAGUAUGGCAUUGGUGCACAGAUACUACGAGAUCUGGGCGUGUGUACAAUGAAGCUGAUGACCAACAACCCUGCAAAAUACAUCGGGCUCAAAGGUUAUGCUCUGGCAAUCUCCGGCAGGGUGCCACUGGUAACUCCAAUAACUAAGGAAAAUCGAAGAUAUUUAGAGACCAAACAUGCAAAAAUGGGGCAUGCAUAUGAUUUGAGUUCCAAUCCCAAUGGCCAUCUAAAUGUUAUGAUGAGUGAGAAUGGCAGAGCAAGCAACAACCAACCAACUGAUAUUGUCUGAGAGACAUGAACAGGUCUUUCUGGGACAUUGAUUGUGAAGUGUUAUUACUCUUAUUAUCUUGUAGAAGGGACAUAAUUUCUGAAGCAAGUUAUUCUUUCAUAUGUUGAAGAAAGAGAAUGUAUAACAAGCAGUUUCUUUCUUAAAGUGUAGAUGAACCUUCUGUUUGUAAAUUCAGCUCAUCUAGAUGUUGGAAGAUCCAGCAGGGUAAAAAAGGUGUAAGAUACUGAGAAUCAGCAUUUUCAUGUUGCAUGGUUAUUUUUUUUUUCAAAUAAUACUACGGCG
Ilex paraguariensis (yerba mate) is the source of this 2183-nucleotide messenger RNA. NCBI's taxonomy places the organism in Eukaryota, Viridiplantae, Streptophyta, Magnoliopsida, Aquifoliales, Aquifoliaceae. The record is from the annotation of a GenBank genome assembly.